CUGGUUUUCGCAAGGAGGCUCCAUCAACCUCUCAUAUAUAGGGAGAGGGAGAGACAGCACAGGGUCAAGCCAACAACAAAGAACAGCUUGAGUUGAGAGAAGGCUCGGCCACCUAAUUAAUGUCAUUGCCAUCCCCCGACCUUUCUUUUCCUCUCCUUUUGUGUGUCAACUCUGAAGGAGAACACUGAACACCCUCACCUGAGACUCGUGUUAUGCCACUGCUCUCGCCCGCCUUCCAUUUGUUGAACCUCUUUGCGACACAGAUUGGUGGGUUUGGCCAAGUGCUUAUUUGUUGGGCUAUAUGAGAGUUCUACUCACCAGAGGGGGCAACGCAGCUCUACUCCAACACCUCCAUCGCCCGGCUUCGGUGCGCCUCGGACCCGCGACGGUCGCAACGGUGCCGAAACGAAGCUGCCAUUGGCAGCGGGACAUGUGCCGGAGGUGUUACUCUUCCGAAGAUUAUUGUGUUGAGGACAAUGAUGCCGGAAGGAAGGAGAGCGUGGUGGUGGUCAUGGGCGCCACGGGGACGGGGAAGUCGAAGCUGUCGAUCGACCUGGCAACCGAGUUCUCCGGGGAGGUGGUAAACUCGGAUAAGAUUCAGGUGUACCGGGGACUCGACAUCACCACCAACAAGAUGCCGGUCGCGGAUCGCUGCGGCGUGCCGCACCAUUUGCUGGGGGAUCUCGACCCAGCCGCGGGAGAGCUCCCGCCGGCGGCGUUCCGGGAAAUGGUGGCCCGCGCAAUCUCCGGGAUAACCGGCCGAGGCCGAUUGCCGGUGGUGGCCGGUGGGUCCAACUCCUUCAUAUACGCCGCCAUGGCCGGCAGCUACGACCCCGGGCGGAGCCCAUUCGCCGGUGGCUGGAAGGCGGGGAGGAGGAGGGAAGGGAGGCUGCGGUAUCGGUGCUGCUUCCUUUGGGUGGACGUGGAGGCUGCGACGCUGGCGGAGCAACUCGAUCGGCGGGUGGAGGAGAUGGUGGCGGCGGGGAUGGUGGAGGAGUUGGGCCGGUAUUUCGAGGCGGAUGAGGAAGCGGGGAAGUUGAGGCACCCGGGGCUGGCAAAGGCGAUCGGGUUGGCGGAGUUCCAGGAGUACUUCCUGGGAGAGCGGCGGGGGACGGCGCCAGCGUAUGAGGCUGCAGUGGUGGCCAUCAAGGCGAACACGCGGCGGCUGGCGGAGGAGCAGGUGUGGAAGAUCGAGCGGCUGGAGCAGAUGGGAUGGCCGCUGCGGAGGCUGGACGCCACCGCGGUGGUGGCUGCGCGACUGGCCAGGGAGGCAGCGGAGGCUGAGGCGGCGUGGGAGAGGGACGUGGCGGGGCCCGGCGCCGCGGCGGUGGAGCAGUUCCUGAAGGAAAAGUCGGAGGGGCACCUGCAUCACCACAUCGUCCCUUCUCCUCUAAUUUAUGCUUAGCUUUUGUUCAUAAUAAGAGCGGAAGAAAAAAUUGGUAAAGAAGGAAACAGUAAAAGCAAAGUGUCCGAAACUCUUUUCUUUCUUUUUCUUGAUAUGUUUAAUAUGUCCAAAAUCUAAAA
This is a messenger RNA of Musa acuminata AAA Group (dessert banana), 1524 nucleotides long. RefSeq names its product adenylate isopentenyltransferase-like. The record is from RefSeq and is a predicted model, not a curated record. Gene Ontology annotation, molecular function: tRNA dimethylallyltransferase activity. Gene Ontology annotation, cellular component: mitochondrion. NCBI's taxonomy places the organism in Eukaryota, Viridiplantae, Streptophyta, Magnoliopsida, Zingiberales, Musaceae. Bases 302 to 1405 code for a protein of 367 amino acids. Gene Ontology annotation, biological process: tRNA modification. The transcript has a single exon.